Molecule: messenger RNA, 3994 nt
Organism: Toxorhynchites rutilus septentrionalis
Lineage: Eukaryota; Metazoa; Arthropoda; Insecta; Diptera; Culicidae
Exons: 5
Coding region: 169-3213 (1014 amino acids)
Molecular function (GO): RNA binding
Source: RefSeq, a predicted model, not a curated record
UUGGAGAAUCUCUAUCAUUGUUCGCCAUCUUCUUGAGUUGUUCAGAUCGUUGAAUCGUGACUUUGGUCUGCUAUUAAAAAGUGGUAGUAAAGUAGUGUAAUUGUGAGAUUUUGAGUAAAAUAAAGUUUUUCUUGAAACUUGAGAUUUUUAAUAGCUAAACAGGCAAAAAUGACUGAAGUUGAGAAGAAGCCUGAAGCCGAGAAGAUUACCGGGAAUACCGAAACAGAAACGGACGCCCCAAAAACGGACAAUGAGCAUCAACGUAAAAUUAACAUUGGAAAUUUGCCAUCGGAUGUGACCGAACAGCAACUUCGUGAACAUUUUACUGGGCACGAAAUUGAGAAAGUAGAAAUCUAUCAUUACCGCAAGUAUACGCUUGCUUUACUUUUAUUCAAAGAUAAAGAAACUGCAACCAAGGCCAUUUCCGAAAAGGAUGGUUCUAUGUUCCGUGAGCGUCGUCUUCGUAUUCAUUUAGAGUAUAUGACUAUCCGCCAUAUCAAACGGGAUGUGAUUGUUGUUGUAGUAGAUGACGAGAAUAUGACCGAAGAACAACUGUGGGAUAAAAUUAAGACGGCCGCUGGCGUCGAGCCAACAUCGGUCCUCAUUUUUUAUCCGUUAGGAUAUGUUUCUUUGGCGAAGGAUUCGGAUAAGCCUGCAAUCUUGGAAAAACUUAAUGCAGCUGGUUUUAACGCGCAUGACGUUAACCAACGCGACCAAAAUCAGCAUUUGGAUAUUUGGCGUGCUGCUAAGUUGUUCUUCCGUAACCGUAAUCGCGUUCAGCUGCUGAACAUUCCGAAUAAAUGGAUCGAAGAUAAAGAAGAAAUGAUGAAAAAUUGUCUGGAAGGCGGAGUUAUUACGGAAGCGGUUUCCAAUAAUGUAAGCCAGAACCAGAAUGCUUCAAAUUAUGCUCGUAUAUUUUAUGAGAACGAAGAACAAGCCUCCAAGGCAGCUUCGGCUUUGAAUGGUCGAAUUUUUGAAGGCAAACGUAUUCAUGCUCUUCACUUGGGAUCGGCUUUAGUGCCAAACUACAAAACAUCGGUCUUCGCCACUUCGUUAGACAAAACAAUUACUGAAGAGCAAGUAUAUGAUCACUUUAAGCAAUUUGGAGAGAUUGAUUUUGUCAACCGACGUAACUGUAAUGACGCAGCAAUAAUUUGCUAUAAAAAUGCUGACGCCGUAGAAAAAGCUCUUGCAUGUACAACUUUCCCAGCACCCACCGAUGAAAACAAAGAUGCUACUAAGGAAGUUACAGUUAAGAAAUACAAUGGUCCUUUGGUACUGCGUCCUCAAGCGGUUAAACGUAAAAUAAAAACUAAUGAAGAUGGUCAACAAGUUGAUCCCGAAGAAAAAAGCAAGGAACAACAAGACGUGCUUAAGAAAUUGCAAGCCUAUCAUCCAAUUUUCGUCGGCAAUGUCCCGCUCAACUGCCCACCUUUGGAAUUGAAGCGCUAUUUCUCCCAGCACGGUCCUAUCAAAUUCAUGUUUUCGCCUCAGAUUGUUCUUUAUAGAACCAGCGCUCCACAUCCUGUGAAAACAUUUAUUAUCUAUUAUAACACUCGUGCUAGCGCUGUUAACGCUUGUAAGUUCCUUGAUCAUAAAUUCUUUGGUGGUCAUCGACUGCACGUUCUACCACUUCGUGGCGAGACUUCUUUCGAUGUUAAGAAGACCAUCAAGAUGACUAAGAUUCCUUACUUGUCUGAAGAUGCUCUAUUCAAAAAAAUCAAGCCCUACGUAGGCAAGAUUAACCGCAUCGUUAAGAAGUCGCGGCUGGCCGCAUACAUCGAGCUGAACGACCCAGCCGAUGUAGAGAAAAUGUUGAAAUCGGAAGCCGCAGAUCAUCCAUUCCCAAAGGGUAAGAUGGAAUUGAUCAAAACUCCGGUGAAUGUUCGCUUGUACAACGAAAACGAUUCACGCGUUUUGGGUGGCAUAGCCAAAAUCAUUUCUAAAAAUCCUGACAUGUUGAAAAAGACGCCUAUUUCGGCACAGGGCCCUAUGAACAAACGCCCACGGCUCAGUGGACCUGGUUUUAAUCAAGGCCCAGGUGGCUUCAAUACCAAUAACAAUCUGAACAAUCCUCAAGCUAUCCAAGAUUUGUUGCGUCUUGCGUUCAUGUCUGGUAAGAACGUUGGCGAGAGUCUGGCUUCUAACCAGACCUCGUUUAAUGCGCCCGAUCCACCAAUUGCCAAUUCGAACAACUUUGGUGACGGUGGUUUCGGUAAUCGUAAUAACCGUAACAACCAAGGCGGUCAAAACUUCCGUGGUCAAGGAAGAAACCAGAAUCAGAACAAUCGUGGCAAUGCCAACAACAAUAGCUUUGGAACUAAUAACGCUGGUACCAACAUCCAAACUUCCCCCGGAAACAAUCAGAACCGUGGUGGACAGAACAUGAUGAAUCGUGGUAAUCAGCAGAACAACCAAAACCCCCGUGUUAGUAAUGAUGGUGGUAAUAAUAUGAACCAGAAUCGUAACAACCUGAAUAAUCAGAGUCAGGGCAAUCGUAUGCAGCCGAAUAAGCCAGGCGGUGGUAAUAACAUGAAUCUGAAUAAUAGGAACCAAGGUGGCGGAAAUAUGAACCGCAACCAAACUCAACCCCGAAAUCAAAAUAACCGCAACAAUAAUAACUUCGAUAAUGACUCCUCCUUUGGCGGGGGUAAUAAUAACUUUGGUGGCAAUAAUCGUAACAAUUUUGCUAACGAUAAUUUUAGCAAUGACAGCUUUAGCAGUAAUCGUAAUGAUAAUUUCUCAAAUGACAACUUUAGCGGCAACAAUCGAAACUUCGGCGGUAAUAAUCGCAACCAGAACGAUAGUUUUAGCAACUCGUUUGGUAGCGGAAACAACAAUGGCGGCGGAGGUGGUGGUCGGUUCAAUAACGAUAGCCAGUUUGGUAACAAUAAUUUCAACCGUAAUCAGAACAAUCGUUUCGAUGAUAAUGAUAAUAACUUUGGUAACAAUUCGAAAGGAAAUAAUUCCUUCAAUCCAAACCGCCAGAAUAAACCCUUCAAUAAUAGUAACAACAGUCAGGGAAUAGGCGGCGGUGGUAUGUCCUUUGGUGAAUUCAGCUCAAACUCCAACCGUGGUGGUUUCGGCGGUGGUAAUUCUAGUAAUUUCGGCUCUGGCAAUGCUGGAGGUGGAAACAAAUGGAAUAACUCCAACUCUCAGCAAUCCAACACCGGCAGCCGCCUCGCCGGUAGUAUUUUCAGCCGCCGCUUUUAAACAGCGAUCAUCUGAACCAAAUACAAGACAGUUGCAUCUUGUAUAUACAUUUAAAGAAUGCUAUAUCUUCCGGGAUGACAAAAUGUCUGGGAAGCGGAUUUUUAGUUUUAGGUGAAGCAAACAAAGUAAUGUAAAAUACUUUUAAGUGUAUUUGCAACAGAAUAAUAUCUGAAAAUGUUUAAGCAGAGUCACAGGAAAAUUUAACAACAUUUUUGUAAUGUUUGUCGUUUGUUUUAAAGCUUUUGACACUACAAUAGAAAGAAACACAAAUCUAGAAUUUUAUAGAUUAUAAAGAUUAUGUUCAUCUCAAGAAAGCGAAAUCACAUAAGAAAUAUUAGGAAAAUAGCAUUACCAACACAAAAUUCGAUCAAUCGUGACCUGAUCGUGAAAAGUAUUUAUUUUAUUUUAAAAACUUAGGAAUUUGUGUAAGACGAAUAUUAUUUUUGCUUUCGUUAUUAAUAUCAACUAUAAUGAACAUAAAUAAUUCAGAUUAGUUUUUGAACAUUUUUUCUGAUAAAAUAGUGGACACAUGUAAUCACAUACAAUUGCUUGUUGUGAUAGCAUACAAAUUAUUCAACAGCAACCAUUGAUAAGUACUCUCUUGAACACACAUAAUGCUGGUAAAAGAUAAGAUAACGUAUUGAAUAUUCACACAGUUGAAUAAUCUAGCAUCGCAUUUAUUUGCGGAAACUUAAGUAAAACAUCGUAACUUAAUUUUAGUGUGCAUCUGAAAUAAAAUGUGAAACACUGAAGAUAAAAUAAAUGAAACUUAGUUUUAUAA